AUCUGUUGUUUCAUAGUUGGUAUUGGGUUUUCUUCUCUUUUUCUCCCAUUCCUUCAAAGACUGCUGCUUUGAAUAUAAUGAACAGUCCAUAACUGAGCAUAUUUGGUCAGCAUUUCUCUUUCCCUUUCGCUAUGGGGUACCGUUGAUUUUUUUUUUUUUUUUUUUCCCACAUUACUACCCAUUUUACUAUAUAUAUACUCCAAAACUCAAUCUGUCUCACCAACACCGCUUGACUCUCGUUCUCUUGAUCGUUUGCUCAAAUGGGAAGUGUUGGAAUAUUGGAGAAUUCGACUCUGAUUUGUGCUCCAUUAGUGGCUCAAUCCGUUGAGCAAAUGGUGAUUGACAUGAAGCAGGCGAAAGCAGAGGGUGCGGACGUGGUUGAAGUCAGGUUGGAUUAUAUAAAGAAUUUCCAGCCUCGCCAAGACCUUGAAAUUAUCCUCAGAAAUAAGCCAUUGCCAGUCAUCAUCGUCUAUCGGCCAAAGUGGGAAGGUGGUCUGUAUGAAGGCGAUGAGCACACGCGGGUGGAAACACUUCAGUUGGCCAAAGAACUGGGAGCUGAUUACAUCGAUUUUGAGCUCAAGGUGGCUUCUGAUCUUAUGGGAGAGCUGAGAAAGAACCGUCACAGUGGUAGCAAAAUUAUUGUUUCAUGCUAUGUGAAUAGUAUGGCCUCUUUAGAAGAAGACCUGAGCCAUCUUGUCGCAAGCAUACAAACAACUGGUGCAAAUAUUAUCAAACUUGUUGCAAAUGCAACUAGUAUUACAGAAAUAUCAAGAAUUUUUCAUCUGCUCUCACAUUGCCAGGUGCCACUAAUUGCAUACUCUGUGGGCGAAAGAGGUCUUAUAAGCCAGAUAUUGUGCCGAAAAUUUGGUGGUUUUCUAACCUAUGGAUCUAUCGAAGGAAAUUCAGUUCCUGGUCUGCCUACUUUAGACAGCCUUAGACAGGCUUACAAAGUUGAGUAUGUAAAUGAAGAAACUAAAGUUUUUGGGCUCAUCUCCAAACCAGUUGGCCACAGCAAGGGCCCCCUAUUGCAUAACCCUACUUUCAGGCAUGUGAACUAUAAUGGAAUAUAUGUCCCAAUGUUUGUCGAUGACCUCAGGGAUUUCUUUAGUGUCUAUUCAACCGCUGACUUUGCUGGAUUCAGUGUUGGGUUUCCAUACAAAGAAGCUAUAUUUGGGUUUUGCGAUGAGGUCCACCCACUUGCUCAGACCAUAGGUGCUGUUAAUACUAUUGUAAGGAGACCUAGCGAUGGGAAGCUCAUUGGUUAUAACACAGACUGUGAGGCUUCAAUAACUGCAAUUGAAGAUGCUCUUAAAGAACAGGGAUGCACUAAUGGGGAAGCACCUUUCAGUUCUCCUCUUGCUGGGAAACAAUUUGUGCUAGUUGGUGCUGGAGGUGCAGGAAGAGCCUUAGCAUUUGGUGCCAAAAGUAGAGGAGCUCGGGUGCUUAUUUUUGACAUUGAUUUUGACAGAGCAAAGUCUCUUGCUUGUGCUGUAUCUGGUGAAGCUCGGUCUUUCGAAGACAUAGUUAACUUCCAGCCAAAUAAAGGAGCAAUCCUUGCAAAUGCAACACCUUUGGGAAUGCAUCCAAAUACAGAUCGAAUUCCUGUAUCUGAGGCGACCUUGGCAGAUUACCAGCUUGUCUUUGAUUCUGUUUACAUACCUAGAAAGACCAGGCUAUUGAAAGAAUCUGAGGCUGCAGGAGCCAUCAUUGUGAGCGGAGUUGAAAUGUUCCUCCGGCAAGCCAUUGGCCAGUUCAAUCUCUUCACUGGCAGAGAAGCACCUGAAGAGUUCAUGCGGGAGAUCGUCUAUGCAAAGUUCUGAUGCAUUGCAUCCAACAGAAAAUGUUGUAUUUUAUACAUUUAAUGCUCGAUCAAGUAAUACUAGAAGUUCUUUUUGUGUC
Molecule: messenger RNA, 1899 nt
Organism: Alnus glutinosa
Lineage: Eukaryota; Viridiplantae; Streptophyta; Magnoliopsida; Fagales; Betulaceae
Product: bifunctional 3-dehydroquinate dehydratase/shikimate dehydrogenase, chloroplastic-like
Exons: 10
Coding region: 261-1820 (519 amino acids)
Biological process (GO): shikimate metabolic process; chorismate biosynthetic process
Molecular function (GO): 3-dehydroquinate dehydratase activity; shikimate 3-dehydrogenase (NADP+) activity
Source: RefSeq, a predicted model, not a curated record